Molecule: messenger RNA, 2031 nt
Organism: Hippocampus comes (tiger tail seahorse)
Lineage: Eukaryota; Metazoa; Chordata; Actinopteri; Syngnathiformes; Syngnathidae
Gene: lpar6b
Product: lysophosphatidic acid receptor 6b
Exons: 1
Coding region: 454-1554 (366 amino acids)
Biological process (GO): positive regulation of Rho protein signal transduction; phospholipase C-activating G protein-coupled receptor signaling pathway
Cellular component (GO): plasma membrane
Molecular function (GO): lysophosphatidic acid receptor activity
Source: RefSeq, a predicted model, not a curated record
CUUGGAUUAUCUGACACGCUCGCAGCUUGUAAAAGACCUUCAGACCAAGCAGGCUGGCUCCAGGAAACACAGAACUGAUACAGUAACAACGACAAAAAAAAAAAAAGUGGGGGGGAUCACUUUAUGUUUUGUACAGCUGAGGACAGACCGCCAUGUGUGACUUUUAAGAAAAGGGAACGCAAAAUCAACUGAAGAACAAAAGUGAUAAGACUGAGAGCUUCCCACUAUCGGCGAUUAUUAUGCAACGUAUGAGGAUGAAUACGUUUGGAUCCAGCAAAAGGUAUUGAGGAAGCUUCUUCAUCAUUUUGGGGCCAUUUUUUUUGUCUCUCCCUAUGCAAAUGCAAACAAAUGGACGGUUACAGACUGGUGGUUAAACGGGUUUUUUUUUCCCGACUGGCACGGGACAACUUCUCCAUUCUGUAAAUAUUACCGACUCACCAGCUGGAUUUCAAGAUGUAUAACAGUACACUGGGCGCCGCGCACACUUCCAUCAAGUGCAACAAGAGCGACGACUUCAAGUACCCUCUGUACAGCACCGUUUUCAGCCUGGUGUUUGUCUUCGGAUUCCUCUUCAACCUCGUGGCCGUCUACAUUUUUGGGUGUACGCUGAAGCUGAGGAAUGAAACCACCACGUACAUGGUGAACCUGGUGGUGUCGGACUCUCUCUUUGUCCUCAGCCUGCCUUUUCGGAUCGUCUACUUCAUUAAACGGGAAUGGAUGUUUGGCAGCGAGCUGUGCAAGAUUUCCGUGGCCCUUUUCUACACCAACAUGUACGGCAGCAUCUUCUUCCUCACCUGCAUCAGCGUGGAUCGCUUCCUGGCCAUCGUGCACCCAUUCCGCUCUCAAAAAAUUCGGACCAAGCGGAACGCCAAACUGGCCUGUGUUACGGUGUGGGUGCUCGUUCUUUCCGGGAGUAUCCCCACCGGGUUCCUUCUGGACACCACGUCGCCCAAAAAUGUCAACUCUUCGUCCAACUACUGCUUUGAAAACUACUCCAGUGACCAGUGGAAGUCAGAGCUGUCCAAGGUGGUGAUGUUUAUCGAGACGGUGGGCUUUGUGAUCCCACUGAUGGUCAACGUUUUUUGCUCCGUGAGGGUGCUACAGACGUUGAAGAAACCGCAGACCAUCAGCCGCGGCGGCAGCAUCAAUAAGGCAAAAGUUUUGAGGAUGAUCAUCGUGCAUCUGCUCAUCUUCUGCUUCUGUUUCAUCCCCUACAACGUGAAUCUCAUGUUCUACUCUCUGGUCCGGACUAAAGUCCUCAAAGGGUGCCACGCAGAAUAUGUGGUGAGAACCAUCUACCCCAUUUCACUGUGCAUCGCCGUGACCAACUGCUGUUUCGAUCCUGUUGUUUAUUACUUCACUUCGGAGACCAUUAAGAGCUCCUUCAAACGCAAGUCCACCGCGUGGCACAACGGUGUCAGGCUUCUCGACAGGUUGCAAGGGGACAGUGCCCAGAGCACCCCAAAUUCUACACCUCGUCUGGCCUUGAGGUCUCUGAAAACCAAGUUCACGGACACAAAGGGUUCCAACUCUAAAGACAAAUCCACAAUGUGACGCCUUGAGAAGUCAUGAACAGACACUUGGUGAAAAAUACAAGGACUGACAACCAAAACAGUCAGCUAGAGCAAAAGACACUGAAUGGACACGAAUGAGUGGAAAUCAAGACGUUGACGCUUAUUCAGCACAUAAAAAGGAGGACAUUGGACGGUAUCAAUAAUCGUGUCAUGGUGUCAAGACAAACAGAAUUUUAUGCUGUACUUUCACUGACUAGUGACACUGUGCGCAAGUGACAAGUACAAUUUUUUUUUGCACAUGAAAUGUAGGGCUGUUUUUUUAUUUUUUUAUUUCUGUGCUGAAACCAGUAUUAGAGCUGUUUUGAUGUACUUUUCUUUUACUUUCUUGAUGUCGGUUCUAUGUACUUGAGGUCCCGGAAGGCUUUCAGGCACUUUAUGGAGCGCUACACCCUCAGACCGCUUCAUUCCAAAAGUACUAAAUAAAGCAGUUAAGGGCUGGACUUUGCUUGAUAAAGAA